AUGGCUGAUUCGAGGAAUAUUACUAAUAAUAUGUUUCAGUUUCCAGUUAGUCUUUCUGCUGACAAAGAUGAGCUACCAUCUUCUGCUGCUCGUGAAGUAGACUUCUUUAAGGAGAAGAUAAAUAGGGCUGAUGAUCAUCAUGAUUCUAAAACCACAAGUGUCAUGGUCAAGAAGGAGAAUUCUCUUUCUGAAGUUGCUCCACGGUCCAGUGCUGCUCUUAAUGUAAAUACUGGAUUGCACCUUCUAACUGCUAACACUAGAAGUGAUCAAUCAACUGUGGAUGAUGGAGUUUCAUCUGAUGCUGAUGAUAAGCGAUCAAAGAAUAUUGAGCUAGCACAAUUGCAAUUGGAGCUUCAAAAAAUGAAUACAGAAAAUCAGAGGUUAAAAGACAUGCUUAGUCAAGUAACCACCAAUUACAGUGCCUUACAGAUGCAUUUUGUAGCCUUAAUGCAACAACAACAGCAACAAAACCAUGGAGUUGAAAGCAAUAAAGAUCAACAAGAGACUGUAGAAGGAAAAUCUUCCGAGGAAAAGAAACAUGAUGUAGUGCCUAGACAAUUCAUGGAUCUAGGCCCUUCAGCUGAGACUGAUGAAAUAUCCAAUUCCUCUUCCGAUGAGAGGACUCGUUCCGGAACACCACAAAAUCAUUUCGAAGUAGCUUCGACGAAAAACAAUGGUAAACUUGAGAUGGUUAAAUAUGAUCAGGAGAAUUCUACUUUCCGAGAUGGGAAAAGAAUUGGCAGGGAAGAGAGUCCUGAAUCAGAAUCACAAGGCUGGAACCCUAACAAGGUACAGAAGUUGAAUCCUGCUGGUUCUGCUAAUAAGGCUAUUGAACAAUCCGCCGAGGCAACCAUGAGAAAAGCCCGUGUCUCGGUUCGUGCACGAUCAGAGGCUCCCAUGAUUACUGAUGGCUGCCAGUGGCGAAAAUACGGUCAAAAGAUGGCUAAAGGAAAUCCCUGUCCGAGAGCUUAUUAUCGGUGCACCAUGGCAGUUGGUUGCCCAGUUCGCAAACAAGUUCAACGUUGCGCCGAGGAUAGAACAAUCUUGAUCACAACUUAUGAAGGCAAUCACAAUCACCCUCUACCUCCAGCUGCAAUGGCAAUGGCAUCAACAACAGCAGCAGCCGCAACUAUGUUGCUAUCAGGAUCAAUGUCAAGCGCAGAUGGUAUCAUGAACCCAAAUUUGCUAGCAAGAGCAAUACUCCCUUGCUCGUCAAGCAUGGCAACAAUUUCAGCUUCGGCUCCAUUCCCUACCGUAACAUUAGACCUCACACACAGUCCAAACCCUCUACAAUUCCCAAGACCUCCUACACCAUUCCAAGUCCCUUUCCCAGGCCAACCCCAGAAUUUUGCCCCCGUCACAACACCACAAUUGCCUCAGGUUUUUGGUCAAGCCCUAUACAACCAAUCGAAAUUCUCUGGCCUUCAAUUGUCUCAGGAUAUGGGGUCAUCACAAUUAGGCCACCAAACUCAACCCCAAGUAUUGCACUCAGGACAACAACCUUCUCUAUCUCAAGACACAUUGAGUGCUGCCACCGCCGCCAUCACCUCAGAUCCUAACUUCACUGCUGCACUUGCAGCUGCCAUCAGCUCCAUCAUCGGUGGUGCUAACAACAACACCACCACCACCACCAACAACACCACCAACAAUAACAGCAAUGCCACCAACAACACAAGCAACAGAAAUUAA
Dovyalis caffra is the source of this 1689-nucleotide messenger RNA. The record is from the annotation of a GenBank genome assembly. NCBI's taxonomy places the organism in Eukaryota, Viridiplantae, Streptophyta, Magnoliopsida, Malpighiales, Salicaceae.